Messenger RNA from Salpingoeca rosetta, 619 nucleotides. RefSeq lists its product as uncharacterized. The transcript is spliced from 4 exons. NCBI's taxonomy places the organism in Eukaryota, Choanoflagellata, Craspedida, Salpingoecidae. The record is from RefSeq and is a predicted model, not a curated record. The coding region runs from base 39 to 458 and encodes 139 amino acids.
AGAGCGCGCGUGUCAGCGAUUUGAAGUCCAUUCAGGGCAUGAAGUGGCCCAUGCUGCAUUUCGCAAUCGAUGAUUUGCAGGCGGCAAUUCGGGCCGGUCUUGCCUGCAAGCAUCCACCUGACCUGCCCCGCUACCUCACCCUCACCAAGGAACAAGAGGAUGAGAUGGCGCUGCGUGUGGCUGUUGCGAAUGCGUAUCUUCAACAGCGCGCCAACGAACUUGACACUGCCCUCGCAGCACUCCUGCCCUGGGAGGAUCGAGGGAUGCUUGGACCAUGGCUCAUGGCGUUGGACGACGUCGACGUCAACGCACUGGCACUCGCGAAGGGCUGGCGAUACGACGUGUGUGGACAUGUGCUCUGCGCAUAUCGACGUGGUGACCUCAACCUCUCAAUCACACCAGUCGCCGCCGCCACCACCACCAUCACCACCACCGCCACCGACGCUCAACAGUCAUGACACACCAUCAAACAUAUAUUUGGUGACCAAGAAGCAUGCUAAGCAAGACUGCCCACCACUGUCACCCCUAUCCAUCCCCAUUGUCACUCACCAUCACACCAUCAAUAAGCGCGAAAGUGGCCGGUAUGGUUGUAUAUCGCUUUCAAUAUCACCCAUUGUCA